AUGUUGUUGUGUGCACGUCCAAGAGAAAAGUUAUAACCUUCAGUUAAUACAUCGCGUAGUGUUUCAGUGGUUUUGUUAUUGUGCAAUUUUGUUUCAAGGAUUUGUUUUUACCUUUUUGGAAGUGCCAAGCAAGGACCUUUGGUUUCAUCAUCCAUACAAGUGUCAGUAGUUCCCGAUAGCGUAAAACCAUUUUAUUUUUGUUUUAAUCGAUUUAAAACAGUGGGUGAUACUUAGUGAUUUAACUUACUCGUUCAAAAAUGCAAAACAGAGACGUGUCCCAAGAACCUCCGCAAAGUUAUGUCCGUCGUUUAAAUGACAAAUCGCUGGAAAUUACCUCUGCUGGGGGCGAUGUUGUGAAACUGCGAGUACCCCAGCCGCGCGAUACACAAUGUCGGGUGCCAAGAGUGACUUCUGAUCGUAGUAGACAUGUUCCUGUGGGUACUACUAACAGUGAAAGACUCUUGCAGAGUUCCAUCAUAGCCGAUAAGUACCAGUUGUUCGAACAAGUUGAAGGCAGUUCGUUGUAUCGGUGUCUGGAUAUCAAUACCAAGGAAGAGCUGGUUUGUAAGAUCGUGUCGAGGGAAAGUCAUUCCUUAGUGUCAGCCCAUUACAAAUUGGAUUUCCACCCGCGCAUCUCGUCGAUUCACGAAGUUAUAGCCCGGAAUCGUUACCUGUACCUGGUAUUCCCUAAGGCUCACGGCGAUCUACAUUCCUACGUGAGAUCGAGAAAAAGGCUCCGGGAAUCCGAGGCGAAGAAGCUAUUUAGGCAAAUCGCGGAGACGGUUCAGGUGUGCCACGAAAAUGGGAUCGUUUUGAGAGAUUUGAAGUUAAGGAAGUUCGUGUUCGCAGAUCAACAAAAGACGGAAUUGAAGCUGGAAUCUCUAGAAGAUGCCGUGGUAUUAGACGAACCAGAAAGCGACUGGUUGCAUGACAAACGAGGGUGUCCCGCCUAUGUUAGUCCUGAGAUUUUAAAAGCCGGAGCCCACUAUUCGGGAAAAGCUGCAGAUAUGUGGAGUCUCGGCGUUAUCCUGUAUACCAUGUUAGUUGGAAGGUAUCCCUUCAACGACUCAGAACAUGCGUCGCUAUUCGCCAAAAUUUCCCGAGGUCAUUUCGUAAUUCCCGAGUGUUUAUCGUCACGAGCGAGGUGUUUAAUUCGAUCACUGCUUAGACGAGAACCCUCAGAACGCAUCACCUCAGCAGACAUCCUCUACCACCCUUGGUUAGCGAAGGAAGACAAAGAUUGGUCUUCGAGGUCCUGUGAUCAACUAGUGCCCGAAUGCAGUCUCUAUGACGAUUAGUUCCUGAAUUUUUUUCUGUGAAAAAUUGUGCAAAGUGCAAAUUUUGUGCUGUGUUUUAGAUUAAGUCAAUUCCGUCGGCAGGCAUUCGACGGAUUGGAUUGGAAGAGGUACAGUUCGUUGAGUAUCUCAUGAUUCUGGUGUUUUGCAGGCAAAAUACGUCUUGUACUGUUAAAAUUCGUUCAAUCAGGUGUCAUGAGAUUCUGGACGAACAUUAGAUAGCAAUAGUAAGUGCAAUGUGAUUCAAAAGUUAUAUUUCAAACUUCUUGAAAGGAACAGUAUUACUUAGAAAUGGUUGUCUAUAACUUUGAAUAUAUGACAAUCAUUUUUAAAUUUUUCUUUACCUACAAGUCUAUAUAACAAAAUAAACAAUUUAUUCGAUUUUAAAAAGAGCUUUACGUAAAAAAAUUGAGUCACUUCUUUUCGCAAUGAACUGGUUUGUGCCUGUUGCACGCCUGCCCGACGUAUUUGAAGCCAUGAUUUAGUCGUAAUGUUAACAAAUUGUGGUAUUUGUUUUUGUUUUGUUAAUCGAUGCGCAAAAAGUUUUUAGGUAACUUUUAUUUAUUUUGUUAUCUAAUCUAAUUUUUGGUGUUUACUUAAAAACGUUUUGCUGCAUUAUUCCAUGGAUCGUUCUGAUAUUAUUGUUCAUCUAGAUUUGUUGGAAUCUAAAAAUAUAGACCAGCUAAGAAGAACUGAAUCGUUGUUUUGAUUUUAAAGCAUCACGUUAGUUUUCUUUUAAGAAUUAAGACUGAAAAGACGUUUUAAAACUUACACUACUGUUAAAAAUACUGCCAAUAAAAUUUGUUUUCUAAUAGAAACUCGAAGAAUGGAAAGGCGUCAUGUACACAAAGCAUUAAUAUAAUAUUGAAGUUGGCAACAAUAAAAUUGAUUGUCAACUGUCAAUGACAUUUCAGUGUUUUGUCACAGAAUAAUAAACAAUCAGAAUGUCCACUCUCAGAUGCCGCCUUUAAAGUUUUAUAGGACGCGCGCCAUGUUUUAGAAGGAAACACAUAACACAGACAUAUGAUUUGUGAGGUUAUGUAAUUGUUUAUAUUUAUGUUUAAUUCUAUUAUAUUUAUGUUAUUAUAUUUAACAAUGUUAAUAUAAUUGUAUAGUAUAUCUAUGAUUGCCGUAAGUCAAUUAAAUCGGGUUAACUUUGUCUAUAGACACCACAUAAACAACACUGGUUCCCUCUAAAACAUGGCGGAACGUCUGCGCGAAGAAGAUGCGCUACUUAAUUUUCCAUGGAGAGUGGGCAUUCUGGUUGUUCAUUAUUCAGUGGUUUUGUAGAUGUUAUUUUUGUUUGCCAUUUCCUUUUUUCGUUAUGAAGUAGUGAUAAUGACUUACAAUUUUGAUUAUUGUUUAAAGUAUCCCUAAUUCUUAAGAACAGGUUCAACUAAUGAUGUAAGUAAUUAUGUUUUUGUCAAUUUCAUGAUAUUUGUCAAUAUCACUACAUUUUUCACUUAAAAUCGUUUUGUUUUUUAACUAAAAAAACUGUCAGAUCACGUUUUUUUUUGUUUAAGCACAUACUUUUUAUCAAGUUUAUUGUUGUUGGGUGCAAAUGUAUUUGGAAGGAUUUGUUUUGGUUUUGUUAAUAGCAUCAUGUCAUUUGAUUUUAUUAUUUUUUAUUUUUCGUUUUUAUAUUUAAACGAAUCAGAUUUUAUUUCUCUUAUUUUUAAUAAACAAUGCAAUGUUUAUUGAAUCAUUUUUUUAAUGAGCGGGAGAAAGAGAGAGAGAGAGAGAGAGAAAGAGAGAGAAAAAGAGAGACAGAGGCAGAGCGAAAGAAAGAGAGAAAGCCAGAAAAGAGAGGAAAUAGAGAAAUAGUAAGAAAGAUGAUGAAAAAAGAGAGUAUGAGGGGAUGGGAAAGAAGAAAACUGGUAAAGAGCGAGAGAAACUGUACGCCUGAGAGUGGCCACUUGGCAGUAAUUUAUUACUCCCUGUCUACCAAUGCCAAAUAAAGUUUAGUAUCAUUUCUGAAUUGUAAACUUAGGUUACAGGCAAAUAGUUCUCAGUUAUUUGUUUUGUUCGAAAUGCAUUUGCGGAGUAUGUUUGUACAUAUUUUACUAUUAUUAACAAAAAACUCUGUUAAAAUAUAAAUAACUUUCGUGAUGCAUGUUAGUAUUGUGAUCUCGGUCAAAUUGAUUUUGACUACACUGUGUAUAUUUUUCGAACUGAACCUGUACAUAAAAUCGUUGUAUAUUUCGUUUUUAAUUUAUAUAAAUAUAAUGUUAGUUGAUAUAUAAUUUAUCGUUAUAUAUCAUUGUAAAUAGCUUCGCAACUGUGAGGAAAUGUUCAUCGGUGGUAUAUAGAUAUGCUGUUGUUCUAAU
This is a messenger RNA of Diabrotica balteata, 3622 nucleotides long. The record is from the annotation of a GenBank genome assembly. NCBI's taxonomy places the organism in Eukaryota, Metazoa, Arthropoda, Insecta, Coleoptera, Chrysomelidae.